GUGUGCAUACAUGUGUUAGUAUUCCCACACUUCAUUGCCAUCAUAUAAAGUCAUGCGAGCACUUCAGAGCUCAUUCCGUGUCAGUAUGUCUAUACGAGUGCUUCUCUUCGGCCUGUUUCUGCUGCUCGCUUCAGGGGCGCAAGGAACACCCGGCUCAUCCCGAAAGCCCGUGUGCGCUGAGAUGGCCGAGAUCCUCGCGUGUCCCAUGAACUUCGCACCUGUGUGCGGCAGCGACGGGAACAGCUACGCCAACGAGUGCUUGCUGUGUGUGGAAAGACUGAAAACCAAAUCUGAUAUUUUAAUCACGAGGAUGGCGACUGCUGAGCUUCUCCACAACACACAGGAUCAAUAAGAUUAAAGCAUCUGAAAUAGAA
This is a messenger RNA of Puntigrus tetrazona (Sumatra barb), 374 nucleotides long. It is a transcript of the gene spink4, whose product is annotated as serine peptidase inhibitor, Kazal type 4. The coding region runs from base 53 to 352 and encodes 99 amino acids. The record is from RefSeq and is a predicted model, not a curated record. The transcript has 4 exons. Gene Ontology annotation, molecular function: protein binding; serine-type endopeptidase inhibitor activity. Lineage: Eukaryota; Metazoa; Chordata; Actinopteri; Cypriniformes; Cyprinidae.